AUGCGCCGGUUCCACUUGGCCCUCCUCGCCGUUGCUGCGCCGCUAGCAAGCGCUCGCCAGGGCGGCUUCAGCAUUCACGAGGAUCUCGUCGCCUAUCCCCAGUACGAGGUCGUCUUCUCUGAAUCCUACAUCUCCAAGCAUGACGCGGCAGCUCUCCUCGACCCUCUACAUCCUCAUUCCACAUACGCCGCCGACUUCCCCUCUCAGUCCGAUCUCCUCCACAAUAUCCGGGAAGCUGGUGCCGAUGAUGACAGAGAGAUAGGCGGGUCUCCCGGCCAUGCUCACGGCCACGGGGGAACCCAGGAGACAUACGAAUUGGUGCACCUUGGCGACACAAGCUACCUCUGCUCCAUACCCGUUUUCGAGCCGCCGACGGCACCGAACGAGACAGCGACGGAACUCGCCAAACGGGAAGAAGCACGGGAACUCGCACGAGCCUCGGAAGCCGGCUGGGACCUCCUCGGCGCGCUCGAAGGCCAGUGCCUGUACUUCAUGUCCGGCUGGUGGAGCUACAGCUUCUGCUACAACCGCGAGGUGGUCCAAUUCCACGCCCUCCCCAUGAUACCGAACGGCAAACCGCCCGUGCCCGACCCGGAAACCAUGCAAUUCGUUCUCGGCCGGGCCACGAAGCCUGCCGCCUCCUCCCACCCACAGCAACGCCAGCAGCAAUCGCCGCAAGACGGCGGCGAAGCGAAUUCCGGGCCCGAGUCGUCGUCGUCGUCGUCCAUGACCACGGACAUCCAGCUGAAGGGCGACCAGCGGUACCUCGUCCAACGUCUCGAGGGCGGCACGCUGUGCGACCUGACGGGGCGCGACCGGACGAUCGAGAUCCAGUACCACUGCGUGCCGGGGAUGAAGGCGGACCGCAUCGGCUGGAUCAAGGAGGUCACGACGUGCGCCUACCUCAUGGUGAUCAACACGCCGCGGCUCUGCAACGACGUGGCCUUCCUCCCGCCGACGCAGACGAGCGCGAACCCCAUCAGCUGCCGGCUGGUCCUCGACACGGACGAACCGGGCGCCGAGGCGGCGUGGCGGCGGCGGCAAAAGACGCUCGAGGCCGAAGCCGAAGCCGAAGCCGAAGAAGCCCGGCAGCCGUCAUCGUCGGACGGCGCGCCGCGCGACCCGCUGUUCGCGGAGAACGAGCGGCCCGAUAUCGCGUCGGGGGCGUUUUACGACGGGGACGAGCCGAUUACUAUCGGCGGCGUGGUUGUGGGCGGGCGGAACGUCUUGGGUCAACCGGGCCCCGAUGGCCAGGCGGGCCAGGAGCUCAAGUUGCCGCGCCAGGGCCAUGAUCACCUCCCCGGUGGGCGGUACUACAUCGAGGGCGAGGGGGAGAUGUUGGCGAGCCGGACGCCCAAGUCGCAGGGCGGCGAGUACUGGUCCCUCUCGGACGAGGAGUUGGAGGAGAUGGAGCUUGAUGUUGAGCUUGUGGAGACGAUGCGGAGGGAGGUGGAGAAACUUGCGGGCGAUCGCGGCUGGCGGCUUGAUGUGGUCGAGACGGCGGGCAAUCCGAGAGAACUACGGGGCUAUAUCCAUGAGGAUGACUAUGUUGAUGAGGAGGAUCAGGGCGAGGGCGAGGGGGAGGCGGAGGAGGGCCUCGAUGGGGAUGAUGCUGGCGAGGAGGGGAGGCAGGAGCAGCUCUAUGCGAGGGACUGGUAG
Molecule: messenger RNA, 1659 nt
Organism: Sodiomyces alkalinus F11
Lineage: Eukaryota; Fungi; Ascomycota; Sordariomycetes; Glomerellales; Plectosphaerellaceae
Exons: 2
Coding region: 1-1659 (552 amino acids)
Biological process (GO): endoplasmic reticulum unfolded protein response; retrograde protein transport, ER to cytosol
Cellular component (GO): endoplasmic reticulum lumen
Source: RefSeq, a predicted model, not a curated record